UGCAGCGGACGAAAGGGACGUGGACGCGUGUGGAAAACGUGAUCGGUGAUCUCGCGAGCCGUUCGCUCGAGUUUCCGCGUCGUGUUCUUGCGUCCCCGUGUUCGUGGCGUGUUCGAACGUGCGCGCAAUCGCGCCCCGUGGAUCGACGGUACAUGCGCGCCAUGUUCGCGCGUCGCGGCACGUCACCGGCUUGACGUUGCUCGCAGAGCCCGCUCGCGCGACAAAGUGAUCAGCGGACGAACUCGUGGGUGAGUUUCGCUUGUGAGAUUGUUCAACGGUGCUGGUGAACGCAUGGGAAGAUAAUAAACGAACGGGAACGUACGCGGGGCUGCCAAGGCACGCCGUGGAAUCGUGGAAUGCACGCUGGCAGUUAUUUCGAGUUGUCCUUGCGUGUACGAGGGGGAGACGAGGACGUCCGGAUCUGGAUCAGCCCGAAAUCACGUCGAGUCCGAGCGAACCGGAUUGUCCUCUCCCCGGCCGGAAAGAAACGGCGCGGCUUCCGGCGUCGCAUUCGGCGGGGCGGAGAGGGCUAUGAGGGAGAGGCGGAAAGGGGGUUCACAGUUCGUCGGAGCGGCUAACAAUCAUCGGUGCCGAGGCGAGGACGAGCUGCCGCCGUCGUCGUCAUCGUUGUGCGAUGAUGAGCGGAAAUGAUACGAGCGCGUCGACGACGUUAACGUCGACCAGCUUUGCCGCAGUCUCCACCCUAGCUCCCGCAAAUGAGGAGGAGGACUCGACGACCUUGACCCUGGACUGCACCGAGUCCGCCAACAUGGAUCUAGCAAACGGUCCGAAUCCGUGGCUUCCGGCCUACGGCUUCCAACUGCAGCAUCACUCCCAAUUCCAGUCGACGCACUUGGAGGAUCUACGGGCUAAUGAUACGAUGUUGGUGCAGCAGGUAGACUUUCUGGAGACUAUUCUGGAGGAGACAUCCGACGAUCUUCAGAGCGACUCCGAUCGUAGCGGUACGACGUACUGGCUGGGAUCUGAUUCGGAAACCGAAAGUGUAAUUCACAUAAGGGCGAAACAGAGAGCAGAAAAUGAACGGCUAGACGGCAGUGGUAGUGAGUGCAAUUCAGUGGUGCCCAGGAAGCGACGUCGCCGCAAUGCAGAUCAUCAUCAGCAGGUGACGUCGACGGCCGCCUAUGACGAGUACCCGGCAUCGCCAAGAUCCUCCAGGUCUACCGCCUCGUCCAGGUCGAGUUCACUGCUGCAAUUCGAGUCACUUGAGAGAACCUGCGCUACCCUGUCGCCGUCGAGUUACAGCUUCGACUCGUUAGAGUACUCGAACCGUUCGAAUGUCUCUCACGCGGAGAAUGACUCGCCCGAUAGCCUGGAGCAGGACUGCGAUAGGCUGCUGCCGAAUGGCUUUGUCAGCACUUUGGCGGAUCAUUUUCCCAGAAUCAGGCCGUACCGUAGUUUUGAGAGCCUGGAUACGUGCCAGAAGGACGAGGACUUCGGCCGAAGCACCAUAUCGAAUGGUUUUGCGCCUUUAUACCCGAAAAGAGGCGCCGACCUGUCGAAUAUUAGGAAAAGUAACCGGCGUCCGAGAGACUUUUGGCACGAGGAAGACGAGUACGAGGACGACGAGGAGGAUGACGAAGACGAUUUCGAGCAAUACGAACGAUAUGGCAGGAACACGGAUUCCCGAAUAACGAGCGGUUUCGAGGAUCGUCUGUUGCUUUACGGUGAGUCCGGCAAGUACGCGACAUCCUUGGAUUACCGGAACACGAUCGACCUGCGAGAAAUUGGCGUGGAGACGAAGAGGGACACACUUUUGGAGCUCAAGUCCGGCCAAAAGACGGCCAGGUUAAAUAUAACCGGCGGCGGUGCAGAGCAUCAUCAUCACCACCAUCAUCAUCAUCAUCCGCAGAUACAGCAGCAGAAGCAGCACCAGCAGUACCAACAACAGAACUACGAUCAGCACGAUCACCAUCAUCAUCACCACCACCACCGUCACCGGCAGCAACAGCAGUACCAAGGGUGGAGCGACGAGGAGCGUUUUAAUUUUAGAUUCACGGACAAGUCGCAGAGUGCGCCCAGUCUGCUCGACAGCGUUGGGGAGUCAGCACGUAGUAGUUCGAGCUGCGCCACGCCACCUCGUCUUCGCACCUCGAGGACGACCUCCUACGUGUCGACGUCUUCCCUCUUCGAAAACUACACGCGGGUUGCCAGCGUGCCGGUGGAUUUGAAUCUCUGCGGCGUCGCCGCGUGCGACGACGAGAUGAACGGUCACGAAAUGGCGGAGACCGCGCCCGACGACGAGACCGCAGCGGCCCUGAAGAGCCCGCGAGAGAACGAAGAGAAGACGCAGCCGGCCACGAAGAUGGCAUUGACUAGUUCGGUUAGAACGCAGCCGGCUCAAAGUGCGCUCAUGGAUGGCGAUGUAGAAGAAGCGGCGAGAGAAGAACAACGAAUGAAGGUCACCGACUGCACGAGCGAUGAUCACGAGGUGCAGCGAGCGCGCGAAGGCAAGCAGAUGAAGACGACGUCGACGGUGAAGACUCAGGAUCGCUCCAACUGCGUGCUAGACAUGGUGAUGGUGACGGAGAACGAUCUUGACGAGGCCAUCAAGCAGUUCAAGCGCGAGGUAGAGGAGGCCACCGCUUCCGGAGUGGCGAACGCCGCCAUCUUGGCGAUGGAGACGAUUCAACGAACGGCGUCUGGUCGCGCGAGGGGUCGAAAAGUAAAGAACAACGCCAGCUAUGAGCUUGCACAGCAGUUCGAAGUGGACGAAAGAAAUUUCCAACGUAAGUUGAAGGAAAACGAUGUAGAUCGCGAUAAGAUGAGCCCGACUGGAAAGAGACGGAUGUUGAACAAUGCCAGUUACGAGCUGGCACAGCAGAGCGACUACGUCAAGGCGUUGCAGAACUCACGAGCGGCGUUCCAGCGGAUGGAUGCUUGCGACGAGCUAGAGGAGGCAGCUGCAUCUUCGGGACGCUCCUCAGCAUUGAAGGUGGCUGAUGUGAUGCGGCAGAUGGGUUCGAACACCAACAUCAGCGAGGACUCGUCGUGCGUCAGGCCGCAGGUUGAGAACGAUUCGUUCUUUAGUCAGAUAAAAAAAAACUCGGAUCCAUUUUCAGCCUGUGGCGAUGCUAGUGUGUUGGAUCCGCGGCUGUUAGAAGACGAGGUAGAUUACCCCUGCUUGGAAACCAAACCCAUAUCUUGCUUGGAGGAUAAGGUCGUCCAGCGCGAGAAGAUCCAAUCGCGCGAGUUGGAAAGUGUCCUUGAGAGUUCCGCGACGAAGCCAUCUCACAUCGAGGAGAAAUCCUUUAGAAACCACGAAGACGAGUCCGAAGAGGCGAGAAAGAGCUUUAUCGGUGAAUUACAUCUGCAGCGAACGGCGCAGUUUCCUCGUGAGAAUGAGAGCAAGGCUCGAGAAAAUUCAAAAGGCAUGCCGCUGACUGAAGAAGACCUCGAAGAGCGUGCUCACAGUCCCAGCGAUCGAGCCGCUGGUGAACGUCUGUGGAGAGUCGUGAUCGAGAAGCAGGCGAAGCAGAAGGAAGACGAAAAGAAGAGGUACAGUCUGGAAGUGGAGAAUAAGAAGGAGGAGGAAGUGGAGAAAAAGGAGGUGGGACGUAGCAGUGUUGGCACUGGUGAGUGCGCCCCACCCGGCGUACCGGGUUCACUCGGUGAACGUGGUAGUGGGAAGCCCGCGGUGGUCGUGGCGGCGGCGGCAGUUGAUACGAAUCAUCGCGGUCGUGAUCACGACAUACGUCCGGUUGAGGAGAGGCGCGCAUCGAGCAUCGGCAGCAGCAACAAGGAAGACGUAAGUGUAGCGAUCGCGAGACGGCCAGCGUCGUCUUCCGCCACGAGGAAGGAACCCGCGAAGGCGCGUGUCGCGUCUUCGCCGUCUCUGUCGUCGUCGUCCUCAUCUUCAGCCACAGCCAUGAAGAACGAGGAGAGGAAGAAAGGUGGCCUGGGCGGCUUCCUGCAGAGGUUUUCCAGGUUGAGAUUCAGUGGAAGGACGAAGGUGCCGCGUUCAGAAGCGCAGAAGAAGACCGUUGAAACGAAGGCAUUGGAGCCACAGCAACAGCAACUUGCUGCUGCAAAGAAGAAGGAACCCGAUUACAUCAUCAUACCGCUGCAUCCGCCUGAGGAGGAGAGGAGACGUCAGCAGGAGGUCGUUACUCUCGAGGAGGCUGCCAGGAGGAACAAUGUGGAUGUUCAGAGAAGUGCCUCCAGCGUUAGCAGCAACGGGAGGGCGCCAGUGUCCAGCAAGCCACCCUUGCCGCCGCAACCACCCCGCGUCGCCGCCCUGGGUACGACGACGCGGGUGUCGGCGUCGGCGUCGGCGUCGCGCCGACGCGCCGCCACGGAUCUUGGCAACCCGGCGGCGAUCGAGAUGGCGAAAGCCCGCGCGAUGCAGGCCGCUCAAGAGCGACCGAUCGGUCUGCUGGAGACCGAUCUCGACGAAGCGGUGAUCAACGGUGUCAGCUACAGCAUCGCCGGUACGACGACGUGCACCGACGCAGCUGGUGGUACUGUCUCCGCCGCAGCUGCAGCUGCCGCCGCUGCCGGCGCCGGCGGUAAGAAAACCCGCAGCCUGCUCGACCUCAACCACACCUCGGCGGCGGCGCCGCGGCCGCAACCCGAGCACGCCCUCCACGUACCCCAGUCGCCCGUCGGCGCUACGCACAGGAGCCCCCGCGACGACGUCGCGUCCGCCGCAACGUCCGCUAUCCACCAGCGGCCGCACAAGUCCAUGGAGUUCCUCCUCGACAAGGAGAAUCUGCACUUUGUCAAGCCGCCGGAGAAUGAGUUGCAGAAGGUGGGCGAGCGCGUGCCGAGCGAGCAUGAGCUCAGGGUGCAAAGGUCCCUGCAACGGCUCAACGUACCCGACUGGUACAAGAAUUCGCCUGCUGCUCGUGAUGGAUUCCGGCUGAAGAGACACUCCGAUGCGUCGCAGCAUGGAGGAUGGCGCGCUCUCGGCUCCAAGACCACCUCUUUGUCGUCCCUCUCGUCGUCUUCCAACCGACAGCCGACCACAGGUGUCCUUCUGAGUCCCAGUCCCACGCCCCCCGUAUUUUCGAGAUGGAGCACCAGCUUGCUGAACAGUGCCGGCAGUUCACCCGCGAGUUCGGCCAGGUCGUCCUUCAACCAUCGGCAGCCCUAUCUGGGCUGGCGUUCGCAGGAACGACUGACGAACCCACGCACGCCGGCAGAACGUCUUGCUCAGGGUAUUCUUCCUCAGCUGCAGGCAGCAAACAAGCAACAGCAGCAGCAACAACAGCAGCAGCAGACAACGAAUCAGCAGCUGGAGGUGCGAAAUUCGAUAAAGGAGGUGACAUCGGCCAUUGUGCAUUACGUUCAGAGCGGCCAAGAAGUCGGUGGAGGUGGCAGGCUCUCGCCCCGAUCUCGACCUGAAGAUUGGGACGAUAGGGGCGGUGCGAGGUCUACCAGCCCCAGAGGGAGCGUGAAGCUGUGCUGGAUGGAGAGCUCGUUUGUUGGCACGCGUCCCGUGGACUCGCCGGAGACGCCGAUGAGCCUGACGACCGAUCAGGAGGCCGGUGACUGUUGCAACGCCGCCGGCACCGAGUCCUGCAGCUGCCAGGACUCGGCUGCGUCUGGCCUCUACCUGGAUCUGACGCCUAGCCGGGAUGACGUGCGUCAUCAGCAUCAUCAGACGUCCUCGGCCGGCCCAUCGCCCUCGUCCGCCGUUUACCAUCAUCAUCAUCAUCAUCAUCAUCAUCAGCAGCAGCAACGUCACCAACACCGUCAGCAACAGCAACAUCAGCAACGUCAUCACCGCGGAUCGGGCCAGAGCGAUACGGACGAGGCGAUGGCGACGGCAGCUCUUCUGCGGAACAAACCGAGCCCGGGCUCCACAACCCUGGAGGACGUACUUGACUCCCUCCUGGGACUGCCACCCGCGUCGCGUACCCCGAGUCCUGGCCCGGGGGGACCCGUCGUGACCGCCACGUCCGCCAUCCGCCAUCGGCAUACGAGCGCCGCCGUUGGCCAGGCGAAAGCCGGGAAGAGCUGCAGCGAUCUACGCCAAGACCUCCAAGAGUCCGCUAGGAGUGUGAUGGAUGUCCAUCAGGCGGCUGUCGAGGAGCAACGCAACUUCUAUUCGAACGAGCUGGUGAGGCGGAAGAGCGAGGGUAGCGAUACCCUGCCGACGUCACGGGCAGCGUCCGCAUCAGCCGCGUCGUCCACGUCGCUGAUACCACGCACCACCACGCGCCACCGCCGAGUCUCCUUCGACAACGCCCAGGACUCGACGACGAACGGCAGCUCGGCCAUGGACAAGGUGGUACGCUGCCGAAACAACAAAUGCGGCAACUCGACGACCCUGGCAGAGGCCAGGCGGGCGUAUAAGAGCUGCCACAACUGCACCUGCCUGUACUGCUCGCGCGAAUGUCGCAGGGCGCACUGGCAGCGUCAUCGCCGAACCUGCCUUCACUCACGCGCCGGCAGCCUUUGUCGCCAGGUAUUAUCUUCGGCGAAGGAGGACCCAGUCACCCUGAAGCACAUCUCCACACUGGCGAGGCGCGGCUACGCUGCACAAGGACGCGGCGCGGUCAAGUGUUUCUUCUCAAGCCCGGAAGCGGCCGAACGCUUCGUCGGCAAUGGCUUCGCCGACCUAGGCGAACCCACGUACGUCCGCUGGUCGGAUCUCCUACCCGGCGAGAUGGGCGCUGAGCUGUACGCCGAACUGAUGCGCCUCUGCAAGACGUACAAUCCGGAGGCGCGCCUGGUGCUGUACGUGGCGGUGUGCGUGGUAAGCGAGGUGCCAACCAGCGGCGCCGUCAGGUGGGAACGUCAGCUGGUGUCGAGAUGCGCGAAGAUCAGACUGGAGGGGGCGGCGACCCGGCAGCACGCCGCAUCGUCAUCCGCAUCGCCGCAGGCCAGGAGGCAACAGGCGCCUGCAUCGCCCUGCAACAUCACCAGGGAGAUGGACUCGCCGGAGACCCUGGUGCUGACUUCACUGCCCGGCAACAACGGUCAAAACACGCCGCGGCGUGCACGCGAGAUCAGUUUCACCAACAUCCAACGGCAGCUCAGGCUGCGCGGGGUCUCCCUUCGACGGCACUUCCCACAGGUGUACCGGAAGCUGUGCUCCUACGUGGACGGCUCGGUGGAUAAGUUUGCGCCGGUCACCAUCUACCCGAGAGAUCAGGCAUCCGGCAAGAGCUUCAUGUGCAUCAUCAUGCUGGACGCGGAGCCGGAGCGCCUUCAGCUGCUGCCUACCGAUUCGUCCAGAGUGAGAACGGUGGACAUCAGUGUAGAACAGGAAUGAAGGCACUUCGUCAUCCGGUUGGAGAAGAGAAAAGUCAAGAAUGCUCGCGGGAGAUCGCAUUGGGAUCGCCGGGCACGUCGCUCAGGAUUUUCCUCAGGUUCUCGGGAAGAGGAUCAAAGACGUCGGUCGAUGGACCUCCUCGGAGCAAAGACGGCUGGAUGUCAGCUGAUGGAGGGUACUCGGAUGACGUUAAGAGUCUAACAGACGUCCCGAUAUUGGAUCUCUCUUGGACACUUGCAUUAUCCGGGAAUAUCGCGUUCGCGUUAGAAGCGUAGCGAAUACGUUAGUCUCCAAGAAAAUCGGUGAGUUCGACAUAUAAUGUCGACUCACGAUCUCGCGUGGACGUCAUGCGUGUACACACAAAGACUGUUUCUAUCUUUUCUUCUAGAAAAAAAAAAGAAUGAUGAAUGAUGAAGUACGAGGCGCCAUUCUGCUUGUACGAUACCCUCUUUUGCGAUACUCUAUAUCGCGAUCGCGAUUGCGAUGAAGACAAGCCGCUAUCGUUUUCAGAAGCCCUCGAUUUGGUCGUUACUAUGUGAAAUGUUUAUCAAUUGUUCGCCGAGGUAGGUCUUGCAAAAACGAAAUUAUUAUCAGUCCUUGAGAACUUUUAGUCUGAAAUGCGUGUAAUAAUUUAAUAACUUUUAAACAGUUUUAAACGAUUGAAUUAUUCUCUAAUCGCAAUUAUCGGAUCAUGUGUUAAUGAUUCAAUGGCAAAGCAAUAAUAUUUAUAUACAAUAAUAUUUAUCACACAAAUUAUAAAUUAUUGUCGGUAAUCUUACUGACAAUUGAUCAAACAUUUGAUUUAUUAUAUAAUGAUCUAAAACUUCUAAUCAAAAUGAUUUUUUCAGUUAUUUUCUCUCGUAUAAUUAAGAGGCUUGAAAGGAUUAAGCGAUGAUUUCGAUUUCCUCGGCGGAUGGAGCGGAAAGUAAUAUUUAGAGUACGUUGUUGUCACUUUGUUCAACUUUGCAUCGUUUAAAUUUUAUCGUAUAUAUUAUAUGUGAAGGCGAGAAACACUUCUCUCAGCGAAUAUACUCACGACUAAUCGCUAUGGAAUUUCGCUUAGAUGCCACAUUAACAGACAGUUAAAAUUGCGUAAUAUUAUAAAUUUCGGAGGGAAUACCUUCCAGGGAAAGGGACGUAUACCGAACGGGGUAAUUCGUUCGAGUACUACAAGUAUUAAGUAAUUUUAUCAAGAAUUGUCGAUGCCUGCUUUACUGUAUAUGUGAAUACAAUUCUCAUCCUUAAUGAUUAAUUGGAUUAAUUUAAUGAAAUUUAAUAUGCGUAAAAAUCAAGACUACUCAAUGUUAUUUUUGCAUUUGGAACUUUUUAAACGCAUGGAUAGAAAGACGAAUCUCGAGCUGUCACGCAAGAAUCUCGUCACAAGAAUGUCGUUCACCUUUAUAAUAUCGUGCCAAAUGAAAAAGCGCGCGUGACAAAUUGUACGCGUCACACAAGCACACAUUUUCGAAACACUAUCGCAAGAUACCACGGGAUUCUUUGAACACGGAUCUCAAGUUUAUUGUCUCAAAUUGUCUCGAGAGAAAGCACUCGCGCAAUUUUCAGCUGAAAACGCGGGAAGGCUCCUUCGUGGAUCAACGAAUCGCCAAUUUAUUAGUAGUAAAAUGUAGCUUUAGUUGAGCUACAUCACGAAACGACAAAAAAGGCUGAUAUCUCUCUCUCUCUCUCUUUCUUUCUCUCUCUCCCUCUUUCUAACAAAAAAGGAGGCGAUCAAUAACGGUGCCAAUAAGGUCUCCAGAGACUUAUCAUUAUUCACGUAGCGAUGAAAGACGGAAAAAAUCUGUGGUCGAAAAAUUUUCUCGUGGCAGAACGUCGUGACGUCAUCGAGCGACGUUUAUAAUCAAGUCGCAUGACGUCUCGGUAAUUAUAAUCUGACAAAUAAUUACCGGGGCCGGCCGGCGCGACGGGAGGAACGGAAAAUGCGAUUUCUCAUAUGUUAGCUUUGUAGAAUCGAUACCCGUUGUCGUCGACAACGGUAAUAAGUUUUAACAAAAGGCAGAAGGCAAAUCAAAGAAGCGAAGGGAGAAAGCAUCGCAGUGCCAAUAAUAAGACGCCACACGGAUAUUUGUAUAUCCGAUGAGGCGCGAGCAACGGAUCCCUGAUCCGCGAUCGGAGAUCUCGAGGCUUGAGAUCUGCUUGAGAACUACUACGACGACGUUGAUAUUUCGUACACGCGAUAUGAUCACGAUGAAACUCACGAUGGUGCGUAUUGAGUUCUGUUUAAUCGGUUAAAUUGUUCUUUUGUGCGUUCGAACGAAGAGCAUCGAGCAUUAGUUAUUUCAUCAGCAACUCGACGCUCACCCGAUCGUUACACCCGUUACAAUGGCCGCAUUCAGCAGACUAAACCGCUUAGUAGCAACACAUAAUGGAUUCUAACUUUUAGAACCAACAAAUUAACAUCGAGCAUCAGCGGAAAAUCUAGCAACGUUGCCCAACUGUUGAGUCUGCUGAAUGCGGCCAUUGUCAAAGCUUACGACCAACGUUAAUACCUUCGUACGUUUACGUUUGUACAUAGCGCUUUUACGGGGAUAUAUCCUUAGGAAAAGAACGAGUUAGAGGUAAGAGAGUAAUUUUCCUAGCUCAUGGCGAAUGCUGAGAUUAUGUAAAAAAAAAAGAAAAACGAGAAACGUCGAUCAAAAGUACGAGAGUAGGUGGCUUGUGUCGGAGAUCAGUCCGUUACAUCCUCGAUAGUUCCUUUUUCCUAUCUCUCUUGCGAGGACCGCGAUCUUGUUAUACAGGCUGUAUGAUAAAGGGUACGAGGGUACCCCGACGCUUUACGAUACAUCUUGUAUAAAUAUAUUUAUAUAUAUCCAUUCCCCGCUCUAGAAGUAUAUAACGCUCAGCGCGAGAAAUGUUGGUCGGGGAGUAAGAUCCGAUCGUUUUGUUACUUUAAGGAUUCACGGUGUUCAUAAGAAUCUAGAUAUCUACUUCCAAUAAGAAAAAAGGUAUUCUUAGUUACUUCGAGGAUUUUAAGACAAGCUUAAAAUAUCUUCUGCCAAACGUACUUUUUAAUUAAAUUCUUAGAAAUUCUUAGUUAAUUCGAGGAUUUUAAGAUAAACUCAAAAAAUCUCUUUUGUCGCUUUUGUCAAACAUAGUUUUAAUUAAAUAUUUGAAUUGAGAUUCCCGCGCUGUGGAGUAAUUAUGAUUCUACAAGAAUCUUAUGAACAUCGUGUAUCACUCCGACCAAUCUCGGCGAGAGAGCUAUUGCUCGAAAUUAAUUAUUAAUAUUGCGAUCUAUGAAGAAAUCCGGAAAAAAGAUUUAAACGACUCGGUCGAUCGGACGAGCAAUCAGCCCGCACGUAGUCACUCUAAAGUCUAAAAAAAAGUAUCGUUUUAACGUCUAUUUAUUGGUGCUACCAAAAUGUGCUACCAUUGUUUUCGCAUAUCUGUGUAUGAUUUUUCAAAUAAAAUGUUAAUUUUAUUACAUA
Messenger RNA from Ooceraea biroi (clonal raider ant), 10686 nucleotides. Its product is annotated as platelet binding protein GspB. NCBI's taxonomy places the organism in Eukaryota, Metazoa, Arthropoda, Insecta, Hymenoptera, Formicidae. Gene Ontology annotation, cellular component: apical junction complex; plasma membrane. Gene Ontology annotation, biological process: cell-cell junction organization. The record is from RefSeq and is a predicted model, not a curated record.